UUGCUCACUGAAGAAGAUUCAGGUUAGGCUAAAAGGUAAAAUAAACUAAAGCCGUAAAUAAAUAAGAAAAACGCACCUUAAUCAAAUAAAUAUUUUCAAAUUAUAAGCUACACAAUUUUUUCAUCGAGACAAAUUUCGUUUGAAACAGAUUAAUAAUGUUUCAGAAUCGCUAUUUAAUCCGCAAUUAAACUUUCUGGUAAAUAAAAAAUUGUCGUGUUGACGUAAUCAGUGACAUCAGUUUGAUUGAAUAGGUACAAUCUUUAUUAUGUGCAGCAUACUUUAACGUUAUUAUAUACAAAUUACAAUGUUGUUGGUGAGCGGUGACGGCGACCGUGGAAAAUAAGUUUUUUCCUCCGUAACUAGGUAACGCUAGUUUUGUAGAUUAAUAAUAUGCAAAUUUAUAAUAUCCGUUGUGCUAGUACAUCGGAAGCAAUCAGCUUAGCUCGUUAGAUUGGUGAGUUAGCAUUUUUUCCGCAUAGACUAGGUGAUCCAGUCGCGUUCAUUUAAUCGUCGCUAUGAACGACCCGUGGGAUGUGAAAUCGGUGCGACAGUCCGGACAGUAUGUAUCCUGCAUGAAGAUUAAUGGUGUGCCUCUUCUACCGCCUGUCCUAUCAAAAGAAUGUCGCAAAGAGAUGCAGUACUACAAACUUUUGGCCAAAGAAGUCGAAAAGCGAAUAUCAUUGCUUCAGCCCUAUAUAGCUGAAAGUGAAUCGGAAUCUAGCGAAGACAGGACCGAUGCGCCAGAGAUUCCAGAAUCUGAGGAAAUACAAACUGAAUGCAAAAUAACGAGCGUUUUAAGCGAUGAAGUUUACGAAAAAGCACUUAAAGAAUCACCGAAAGCACAGCCAAAUGUUUGCAAUACGAUAAAUUCUAGUGUCACAGUACUUGAAAGGACGAAAUCACCAAAAUUUAGGAUCGAUUUAAAUCUAAAUAUAAGCGGCACAGCUAAAAAUUUUCUCGAUAAAGACACUGAAACAAUACGUUGUAUUUCGGAACCAGUAGAGCUACCAGAACGGGAUUAUGACUGUAAUAAAGUUAAUGUUAAAAGACAAGCUAUUGAAUUUGAAGAUAUCAAUAACGAUAAAACAGUUGCCAAAUUAAAUUUUAUAAUUGGUUCAGAUAAAAAUGUUGAAGAGCCGUUUCCUGAUUUGCCUUCGGCACAAGACGGACCGCCUUCUCUUAGUUCUAAAAGCUUCACGGGAUCCCUUAACGAUAUACAUACAGAUAGUUUGAAAGAGUCACAAAUAGUACCUAAACUCACCCGUCAAAGAUCGUACACGCUUUUAAAACCGAGUCCGCAACUACUAGCGCAUUUAGAAGUAGAAUCUUUGAACACUGGAGUCGAAAUGAGCUGCAUUUCUAUGAGCGAAUCGUUGUCGAACUUGAGCGCACCAAAUAAAAAACGCAGAAGUUGGGAUUUAGAAACUGCUAAAGUCAAGUGGUCGUCCAUGGCGAUGGAAUUAAAACAAAAGAAUGUAUCAAAAACGUCUAGCCUGAACUGCGUGAACAGAGUCAAUAAUUCAAGAGCUGUGUCCAAGAAACCAUCACAGGUUUCACCUCCGCGUGCUAGAUCUGUGGUUGCAGAAAGACCUGGAAGAAUGAGCUCUAAAUCUUCGCCUAAAUCAGAACCUAUUCAAAAACCAAAAAAAUCACUUAGUCCUGUAAGGAAUAGCGUUAACAUUAAUGCAAUGAAGGAGGCGUCUCCCAAAACAGCAAAACAAAAUGUAGACCCAGUGAAUCAACAACCCCAGCAAUUAAUUUCGGAAUCACAAGAUCCAGCAACAAGAGUAAGGGAACUUUACGAGAAAAUUCAAAAGCAACAAUUACUUCAAAUGGCUAGUUUAGUGGAAAAGCAGAAAAGGGAACAACAAUUGCUUCAACAGGUCUUUGAAGAUCAGAAUAACUUGUUGUACAAGCAACUUAAAAUGAUAAGCCCUAAAUCACCAAUUGAAAUCAAAGAGGAGAGUAAUCAAGAUGUUUCGAAUAAACCAGUUAGUUUAAGUCAGUUGAUCAACCCUAAAUCGCCUGAAAUUAUUUCAUACGAUAGCUCUGUAUCAUCUACUCUUACCGACACAAACAACUACAUCAAUCGUUGCGAAGAUAUAUUAAGACAAAGCAGAGAUAUAACUGGGAGUAUUAAGAAGCAAAAUGGAACAAAAACGCAGUCACCUAGACCUGAUUCGGAAGGUAGUAGAACCAGAACUCACUCUCCAAGUCGCAGGAGUACAUCCAGAAAGCUGAAUUAUGACACUAGCGCGUCGUCUGAUCGCGAUUACGAACAAAUACUGACAGAUCGAACGAACGAUACGAUGGCGGACUUAAACGUCACCUUCCCUUCUGACAACAGCGAAGAAUUCAAUUACAAUAAUACAGUUUUGAAUCACAUGUGCGGCGUGGAAGUAAACGUUACCGCAACUCAUACUCCUAGAUCCAGAGAGGGUGCUAUCAGGAGUAUGGACCAUACUCUUCAAAGUUCGAUGUGCGCAUUACGGAAGCCCAAAUCCAAAAUUAUCAAUAGUCAGCCCACAGCCAGAGAGAGGGCUGCGGCCACGAAGAUUGUUUCGUACGCCAAGGGCUAUCUCGUUCGGCGUCUGAUGAGGACCGAGCGGGUCCGGGGCAUCGUGCAGACGAUCAAGGACGCCCUGCUGUGCGCCCUGCAACUCCACCAGGAGAGGGAGGGCAUCAGGGGAGCGGACGUGGAUCUGCACCGACGGCUCAUACAGCAGAUCACUGCAGCUUGUUACUCGUUACACGACACCUUCAUAACGAGCAGUCCGUCGGAGAGGUGCGCCAUGAUCGCCGCCGAUCGCAAGAGGAAGGCUCUCGCCAACCGCCCCUCGCCCAGGCCCUUCAGACAAACGGACAUCAUGUCGCAAAGCCACACCGGCGCGUUCCCGACUCGCUACAAACGCGCACCCGGAGCGGCGGUCAUGACACAGUCCCACUAUGAGACGUUUAGCGGCCAGUGCACCCCGGGACCGAGGUGGAGCCCCCGGCGUCGGCCGUGGCGCUGACCCGCUCCGCCGCGGACUUGCAUGCCGCGGCUUUUCGCCCACUGUCUGUCUAAUAGAUACGAUCUAUAAACUGAAAAUUUUUUAUAUUUUAAAAUUUACAAAUUGGCUAAUUUAUGUAAUUUGGUCUAGAAGAUAACUUAAAUUGGGCUGCCUUAUUAUUAACUAAAUAUAUUUUAAAAUUGCCAGCUUAAGGUAAGUAUUUUGAGUCAGACGCUGGUAACACUGCAGACAUUUUGAACUUUUAUUAGCAAAGUGACAAAAUGUUGUCUUAAUAAAUGUAACUUUUGAAUAGGGUAAGCUAACAAGGAGCUUUUUUGCGCUUACAAAAAUUUUACACAAAAGAACAAAGUUCAAAACUACCGAUUAUUUUAGUUAUAAGAGUGAGAUAAAUUAUGGUUGUAAAUUAAAUUAUUCCAUUCGCUAAAGCUUCCGAAAGAUAAGUGCCUAUAGUUUGGAUUGUAUUCAAAAAUUUUAAAUAAAUUUCGUGUAUUCGUAAUUUCUAUUUAGCAUAACAAAUUGUACCUAUAUAAAAUGUAUUUUUAUUCUAUUUAAAAAAAAAAACCUUUUUAACUGCUUUAAAUGAGGCCUUUGUAUGUAAUUUUUUUUAGAAUAAGUUAGUGACGUUCUGCAACGUGUGGGUCACUGGGCAGCAGCAGUCGGUGCACUUUGGUGUCUACUGCAGCCAAAAUAAUGUACGAAACAAAUAAAGUCACGCUUAGAUUUAAAAAAAAAAUAUUUUUUCCUGCUCAGCCUGAGGUGAUGAGUAGGUGCGGUAGAUGAUGCUUUUUUAGUUUUGCAAACGGGAACUGACAGCUUAAUCGAUAUGUUGACAAAUAGCUACAAACAAAAUUUAAAAAAUGUAAGAAUUUUAAAUUUCUAUCAAAAUUAAAAUUUACUUAAUUCCUUUUGAUAAGAUGUUUUGAAUUUUUAUUCUAAGCAUUUUCGUUUUAAAUUAUCCAAACGCUCUCUCACUCGGGCUCUCAGCGGGCUUGUUUUCGGAAAGUAACUUUAGUAUAUACACACAACAAGAUCUCUUGAACAAAACAGAUAAGACUUCAAAAUACAUAAAUACAAAUCACUAGUAGUAAAUAGUACUGAUUUUCAAACGACACAAAAAAAAAUGUAUUUCUCUUUUCUAGUCACCCCACCGCAGACUUGAUCUCUCUCGUGUUGUCAUAAGUACUAAAUUAUUGAAUUAUGCUUUCCCAAUAUGUAAGGGUCUAUAAACAAAUACAGCCUCAGCCGAUAAACAUUACUCAUCGAUUAAUGUAAAGAAACAAUCUUCUAAUUUUGGCUCCGUAGAGUGCUCCUUAUCUCUACGAACUCCAGGGCUCAUCAAGUUUUACGAAAAUCUAUGUCAAUUUCUUUUCAAUAUUUACUGUUGAUAAAAGACACAAAUUAAAAUCUUGUCAAAAUAUAAUUUACAUCACUAGAAAUUCACUAACUCGUUAUUGGAGUUUUGUGUCCGAGGCGUAUUUGCUUUUAUACCUAUAUGCAUACUAAAUGUAACCUAAAAUACAAUACUUUGUUUUUGAAAUAUUUUAUAAAGAUUGUUUAUUUUUUUAACGUUUUUUGUGAAGAGAUUCAAAUAAUCAAGUUCUACCUGAACCAUAUGACUUUGGCACUACCGAGCAAGAUGUCCGGAAUAUUUUCGUUAUUAUACCUUUUUACAUAAUAAAUGAAACAAAAGUA
Messenger RNA from Bombyx mori (domestic silkworm), 4706 nucleotides. RefSeq lists its product as uncharacterized. Gene Ontology annotation, molecular function: protein binding. NCBI's taxonomy places the organism in Eukaryota, Metazoa, Arthropoda, Insecta, Lepidoptera, Bombycidae. The record is from RefSeq and is a predicted model, not a curated record. The coding region runs from base 516 to 3014 and encodes 832 amino acids. The transcript is spliced from 6 exons. Gene Ontology annotation, biological process: centriole replication; ciliary basal body organization; regulation of cytokinesis. Gene Ontology annotation, cellular component: centriole.